Messenger RNA from Fibroporia radiculosa, 705 nucleotides. RefSeq lists its product as uncharacterized. The transcript is spliced from 2 exons. The coding region runs from base 1 to 705 and encodes 234 amino acids. NCBI's taxonomy places the organism in Eukaryota, Fungi, Basidiomycota, Agaricomycetes, Polyporales, Fibroporiaceae. The record is from RefSeq and is a predicted model, not a curated record.
AUGUCCACAAGAGCGCCUACGUGUAUACUAUGUGAACUGGCUCAAGCACAUCUUCCGCGAAACGAGGAAAGCUUUGAGUAUAUACCGUCACAACAAAACCAUACGGAUCUGGCGGGUUGUUGGCGGGAGUACCGAUCCAGCAUCUUUCCCGAUGUCAAUGAGACACGUCGUAAUGGGCUAUAUAGGACCGUAGUGAAAGCCCAACGGAUCGAAGAGCGAAUCGAAGACAAAAAUAUGGACAUUGUUGAGGCGGAGGCCUGUAAAGAACUGGCCUUACUUGAGGCCGAGAUUGACCGCCAUGUUCAAGAUCGAAAGGGGAUAUUCGCUGACAAUGUCAAAAUCAUGUUGCAUUUCGACGAGGCUCACGUCUUGACAGAUCAGGAUGCUCCCUCAGGUGCUGUGCCUCUCGUCACUGAAGAUUUUGUUUUGCAGAAAAAGACAUUGUACGACGUCUUUUGUUCUAUUCUAUUGUACUUCCUGCCUAAUCCCGUCUUCGUCAUUUUCCUGUUCACAGAAUUCUAUGUAGAGCACCUUGCCCCGAAUAAGCCUAUGGCUCGAUCUUCUAGGUUUCAAAAAAACUUUGCAUCAGUCCAGGCGCCGAUCACCGAAGCUCCCUUCUAUUGCUCCGAUCGAUUUCCGCUGGAUGUUUGCAAAGUCACGAUGGAGGAUCUGAGUACUGUGGAAUUUAUGACGCAGUUUGGAUGA